Molecule: messenger RNA, 1465 nt
Organism: Branchiostoma belcheri (Belcher's lancelet)
Lineage: Eukaryota; Metazoa; Chordata; Leptocardii; Amphioxiformes; Branchiostomatidae
Product: clumping factor A-like
Source: RefSeq, a predicted model, not a curated record
GCGAACCGGUCCUGGUGCAUGUAUCAUUUGCUGUCCUCAGUGACACGCCGAGAACGUCACCAACGGCUCUUCCACUUUCUGUACGUACUUGUGGAAAAUGGCAUCCAAACAUGCAGCUGUGCGUACAAAGAAAGCGGUUUCCGCACCUCAAGAACUGAAGAAGAAGCCCAGCCUUCCGACGGUCUAUAAAUGUGGCUGCAAAGGCAACUGCGGGUCCACACGAUGCGGCUGUGUGAAGAGAGGCUCUGCCUGUGGGGACUCCUGCAAGUGUGCCGGCUGCAAAAACCCCUUCAACAUCCUCCAGGAGUACGGCAUCGACUGUGCCGCAGCAGCCCGGGACAGGUGUCUCAUGGACAACAUCUUCAAGAUCAAGACCGAAGAUCUGCGAACUCGCCUGGGGAAGAAAAAAACCGUGCUCUUCUGCUGCGAAAUUUGGCUACCUGUAAAGGACAUGGUCCCUGGGUAUGUCGAAUGUCCCAUAAUUGACUGCCCGAUUCAGUCGCGGUAUUCCUGGUGUCGGGACCACACUGCCGAGCAGGCGUGCGACAGCCUGAGGCACUGUGAGAAGUGCGGCGUCUGUGUGAACGUGGACGAAUGGGACCGACACUGCGACGACUGCAACAAAUGCUACCGUUCUGGCGGCUGGUCGUGUUUCCCGUGCCCGUGUAAGCGCCCGGGCGCAGGCAUUGACUGGUCAGACGAAGACAGCGACUCGUCAGAUGAUGACAGUGAUUCGUCAGAUGAUGACAGCGACCCUUUCAAGCUAUUCAACGAGGCACGCUUCUUGUGCGAUGAAGACAUUGACUGGUCACGGCAUGUACAGCGUGUACAGUAUAUGUACAGCGAUUCGUCAGAUGAAGACAGCGACUCGACAGAUGAACAGCGAUCGUCCGAUUCGUCAAAUGGUGACAGCGAUUGGUCAGAUGAAGACAGCGACUCAGCAGAUUCGUCAGAUGAAGACAGCGGCGUCGACUCGUCAGGUGAAAACAGCGGCGUCGACUCGUCAGAUGAUGACAGUGGCGUCGACUCGACAGGUGAAGACAGCGGCGUCGACUCGUCAGAUGAAGACAGCGGCGUCGACUCGUCAGAUGAAGACAGCGACGUCGACUCGUCAGAUAAAGACAGCGGCGUCGACUCGACAGGUGAAGACAGCGGCGUCGACUCGUCAGAUGAAGACAGCGACGUCGACUCGUCAGGUGAAGACAACGGCGUCGACUCGUCAGGUGAAGACAGCGGCGUCGACUCGUCACAUGAAGACAGCGGCGUCGACUCGUCAGAUGAAGACAGCGGCGUCGACUCGUCAGAUGAAGACAGCGGCGUCGACUCGACAUGUGAAGACAGCGGCGUCGACUCGACAGUGGAAGACAGCGGCGUCGACUCGUCAGAUGAAGACAGCGACGUCGACUCGUCAGGUGAAGACAGCGGCGUCGACUCGUCCGAUGACAGUGGCUCGAAAGAUUCGUGA